AUGAGGAACAAGUGUGGUUACAUGCUCAAUGAUCACUCCACCACGGGUGCUGAAGAAGAGCUUCGGACGUCAAUGAAGGUGGAAUCCGCCACUGGGCUGCCGCGAGAGUUCGUCGCCGCCGUGAUUCUGAUUUCUUCCGCUGUCUACGUCGCCUAUGCUAAUUGGUCGCCCGUAUUUUGCACUGUCGUCGGUCUCAUCUAUCCGCUGUACCGAAGUGUGGCGGCGAUUGAAACUUCCGCAGGGGACGCCGAAAGGACUUGGCUCACGUACUGGAUAGUCCAUGCCUUGUUCAGCGUUGUUGAAACCACGGCCAACCCAGUGCUGGACCAAGUACCUGGGUAUUGGUUCCUAAAGUGCGCCUUUCUCAUGUGUCUCUUUGCGCCCGUGACGAGGAAUGGUUCCUUUUUUAUUUAUCAUCGAUGUGUGUCUCCUGUGUACCGUUGGCUGUCGUCGUGGUUGGAAUGAACUCGCAGGUUCCAGACAAA
Molecule: messenger RNA, 485 nt
Organism: Notodromas monacha
Lineage: Eukaryota; Metazoa; Arthropoda; Ostracoda; Podocopida; Cyprididae
Source: the annotation of a GenBank genome assembly